AUGACAUACAAGGAGAGAACCCAUGAACUGUUGGCCAAGCUUGGAGAUGUGGUCACUGGUUCAAGAGGAUCGAAUCGGGAUCCUCAAUCUGUAGCAAUUCCAGGAGCCUCUAGUUCUGUGUCUGUUGUUGCCUCUUUAUCUUUACUUUUAUUUGGUGAUAAUCAUUCUUUUGUUAAGCUUGCGAUUACGAUUACAAAUAUUCCUAGGAUGAUACUGGCUUCAAAGGAGGGUGGAGAACCAGAUUCUGUGGAAGAUGUAUUGCGAGAUGACGAUGAUGUGGAGCUCGCCAUGAUUGCUGAAGAUAGUGAUGAUGAUAUAGGGAUGAAUGUUCCGGUUGGUCAGGGUGGACCGAGCAAAGAAGAAGUUGUUUUAAGUGUCAAGACUUAUAGCAUCUAUCGUGGGGUUGAGUAUAUAUCGUUGGAGUCUAAUCACGUCAAGUACCAUGGAAAGUGUAAGAAAUUUGAAAAAGGUUGCAUAUGCUUGAUUCGGAUCACUCUUCACCAGCGAAAGGAUAUUUGCGAGGUCAGAAGGUAUAAUGAACUUCAUACAUAUCUGGCCAUAAAGAUUUCUAGUGACUACAGAAAGCUUGAUUAUCAUGUCAUAUAUGCAUUCAUCUUUCUUAUGCUCAGAGAUGAUGAUGUGAUGUUGAUUAAAUUUAAGGUACUACAGAAUGCCACCAAGCCAAAUUUUGGUUUUAGAUUGAGUUAUAGGAAGAUGCGGUUGGCUAAGCAGAAGGCAGUUGUGCAUAUUGAUGGGAAUUUGAAAGAGUCACACAAUGAGUUGCCAAGAUGGGAUAUAUCAAGAUAA
Messenger RNA from Arachis ipaensis, 807 nucleotides. RefSeq lists its product as uncharacterized. The record is from RefSeq and is a predicted model, not a curated record. NCBI's taxonomy places the organism in Eukaryota, Viridiplantae, Streptophyta, Magnoliopsida, Fabales, Fabaceae.